AUGUUUAAGUGGGUUAUGCCGGCGUUAGCGUCGCGCACAAACGCGACUACAAUAGCAGUGGCAGCAAGAACAACAAGAACUACAACAGCGACGUCAACAGCAACAGCAACAACAACAACAGCAAUAACAAAACGGCAACUACUUUCCAACGCUUUAACAACUUUAAUAAUAAUAGGCGCAUUAUUUGUGCAGACAACAAGUGGAUUUAGAUCAACAAUUGAAACGAACGGCGCUGGUCGCAAAUUGUUUGGCGGCUAUCGCAUUACGCCCAAACAUUGUCGCGCUACCAAAACGCUGCCCAGCUCGGAUCCACGCUCCAAUGGCCCCACCAUUUGCAUGUUCAAUCAUGAGUGCGCGCAGCGAGGCGGCGAGGUAGUGGGCGCCUGCAUGGAUGGCUUUCUAUUUGGUGCCUGCUGUCAGAUACCGCAAACACAUGAGCUGGCCAGCACGCUGAUCAAUGAUGCGCAGAAUGCGUACUUCCAGCAGCAGCAGCAAAAGUUGCAGCAGCAGCAACAGCAGCAACAGGCAGCAGCACAGUCUUCCUAUGAGAACUAUGGAGAGCAGCAACAGCAACAGCAGCAGCAACAAGAGCAACAACAACAACAGCAGCAGCAACAGCAACAGCAGCAGCAACAACCACUCCAUGAUGAGCAGCCAGCGCAGAACAUUUACGAUCAACAGAAUCUGGAUAAGGUCUAUCAGCAGCUGGGCAGCACAGUAAGCCUUGGUCAGAGCGUGCAGACUGCCGCGCAGACAGAGCUCAACUAUGGCAGCAGCUCUACGGAGGCAACCAACUCCCAAUCGGCCAGCGUGGAAUUCGAGCAGGAGGCAGAGCUGCAGACGAAUAACGAUGCGGUCAACUCCAAUGAGCUGAAGCCCACGGAGCAGCCACCUGCCAUACACGUGCACAAGCAUUCGGUGAAGAUCAACACGUUCUCAUCGCCGCCAAACAAUGAUGAUUUCGUUAUGCAGGUGUUGGCCACGCUGCCACCGGAGCAUGUGGAUGACAUUGUGACCUUUACCACGGAGGUGCCCAAUAAGAUAGCAAACGGACAGGUGGAGCACAGCAGCUCAGAGUCGAACAGCUUUGAGGAAAUUGCGGCAACCAAGGCGCCAGCGACCACGCCCAGGCCGAAGCCUAAGCCACAGCCUAAGCCACAGCCCAAGCCUCAGGCUAAGCCACAGCCCAAGCCACAGCCCAAGCCUCAGGCUAAGCCUCAGGCCAAGCCACAAGCCAAGCCUCAAGCCAAGCCCGUGCCACAACUGGCCGAGGCCAUGAAGCGACCUGUGCAGCAGGUGAAGCCCAAGCCAAAGCCUGCAAAUAUGCAUAAUCACAAUCAUUUGAUAUUGGAUGGCGGCGAGUUUACGCAUAGCGACAUAACGCAUCCCGGCGCCGAUGCAGAUCUCGUCGAAGAUCUACAGUUCUCCACGGGAUAUGGACCACAGCCUGUCUAUGUGCAGCCACCAAAGGAACAGCCGCAGCAGCAGCAGCAGCAGCAGCAAUCGUACAUCUCCUCCUCCAGCAGCACGCAGCCUAGCGCCGCAGCGGACGAUAAAUAUAUUCUGGUGCCCACCUAUAACAAUGAGAAGCGUCCCUCCGCUGUGCAGAGCAAUCCCACCACGGUCUCGUCCAUAACCACGCACGUGGACUCAAUUGAAUCGAUUAUACUGCAGCUGAACAAUAGCAACCAUGGACCCAGCUACAAUGUGGUCAGUCAGCAGACGCCCUCGUAUAACUAUGCACCACAAGCUGAUCAUAGUGAGGCAGCGGCUACCGCACAGCCGCCCAGCUACUAUCAGCAGAGCCAGGAGCAGCAAAACGAUUUGACCAAGUCACAGGAGGUGGAGCAGCAGCAGGAAUACGGUUACACGACUGAGUUCAGCUAUGAUAAGCUAUCCGGCGAGCAAGAUGCUUCCACGAACAGUCAGUCCGCUGAGCUGCCCACACCACGGCCCACUUACAGUGAUGAUCAGUCGGCCGUGCUCGAGGAGCACACUAUGCCGGCCACUAGCUAUAAUGAUGCCAUCUCGCCGGAGGCUCCUCAAACUUCGGAGUUCAACAAAAUGCCAGUCAUGGGCAUUGCCUACCCAGUGGAUAUGUCCUACAUGGAAGGAGAUUCGAAUCAAGCGGACGGCGAGCCCUCCGGCUAUGGACAGCUGAGCAGCGGCUCUCUCGAAGCGAAUACCGAGAUCAACUUUGAGAAGAUUACGAACAGCUAUACAGAGCCGCCUCAGCCAUCGCCCGCUUACGUGCGUCCCUCAACCUCCAAUCGUCCGGUGGCCUCUUACAUCGGCAUGGUGACCAUGCAGCACUACAAUGACAAUGUGCCCGCCGAGGUCUCUGUCUCGUCGCAUACCACCAAAGUGCAGGAGCAAUAUGAUGAAACCUCAUCCGGCUAUCAGCAAACCGAGAAGCUGGUCACAGCUAGUCCACUGCCCACAGCCAGCUACCUGGCUGCCACGACAACGACGCAAGCGCAGCGUCCACAAUAUGAUAGCCAGCAGGAGAGCUCCUCAUUGCGUCCAGUUUUGAUAACAGCAAGUCCCAAGCCACGUCCCAAGCCCACAACAAAGCGCCCGCCGCCCAAGAAACAGGCAACGCCCACGAUCAUCAAGAAGAAGCCAGUGCAGAGCGAGCAGAAUACGCGCAGACCUGUUCAGCCGAGCAGCAGCAGCUACAACGCAGACGAGUCGCCUGUGACGCACAUACAGAUCAAGCAGCCUGCGGGCAAUUACAACCAACAGCAGCAGCAGCAACACUACGAUCAGCAGGCUACGCCCACUGUCAGCUACGAUCAGUCGUCAUCGGCUUCUGCGGCAGGCUAUGAGGAAUCUGCCACGCCUGCGAUCAGUUACGAUGAGCCAGCCUCUCCGGCAGUUAGCUACGAUCAGCCCAUAAGCAACUAUGAUCAGCCAGCUCCUACGCCAACUCCCGCACCAGCUCCAUAUGCCGAGUCCUCUCAAUCUGUGCUCAACUAUCAUGAGCCAGCGGCUAGCUCACCCACGCGCAAGCCCGUCUCCUCGAAGCCCAUUUCCACGAGCUAUGUAACUGGUCCAACCACACCGCGUCCCCCAGCCACUGUGGACUACCACUACGAUAAGGUGCCACCGCUGUUCAUGGCCGAUGAUAAGCUCGACGCCUUCAUACAGAGCACCGCUGAGAAUAUCCUGGGCUCCACGCCUGGAAAUUACCAAGCACCACUCUACGCCACCGCCUCCACGCCCAUACACAUACAGCAGCCCACCAACAACUAUGUGAAUCACAAGAAGCCCGGAUUUGUGCAGAUCAAUAUAACGCCCAAGCCAGCGAAGCCGACCGUACUGAUCACACCCAAGCCGACGACUAUAAAUGUGGUGCCAUCGAACACUUGGGAUGACACGAAGCUCGGCUCGACCGCUUCCACGUCAAACUCGUAUAUCUAUGGACCGAUUGUAACGCGACGUCCCGGCAGCACGCCGCCCGUGGUAAGCUCGAAUGACUUCGAGGAUCCGGGCUACUUCGGCAUGCCCGCUGCUGGCAGCAGUCCCGUGCACUUGACCUUCACGCAAUCGACCACAGAAGCGUUGUUCGGCGUGCCCUCGGAUGAUAAGCCCGCUUUCCCAGGCUAUUAUGGUCCGACGCCCACAUAUCCGGCAUUCCCGGUGCCCGGCGAGAAGGUUGGCCAGAAUGUCGAGGAGACGUAUACCUCACCCAAUGAUUUCGUCAACUUCCCGCCGGUGCGCAAUCCAAAUCUAAAUAUGUCCGCCGCGUCGAGCGCUGUGACCAGCGACCUGGAGCUAUCGACGCCCGCCUUUGUCGAGGACAUUGUGUUGAAGGAUAAGAUGCACACGCUUGUGCACAAGCUGGUGGCCUCGCUGCAGGGCAACUUCGAAGCACUGGCCGACAUGAUCGACGAGUCGAACAAUACAGCAUCCACUUACGCCUCCGGUGCGGUGAGCACCACCAACGUCAAUAGGAAGACCACACGCAAGCCAGUGCGCGUAGCAACCACCUCAAAGCCAAAGGCAACCACCAAGAAACCAGUGACCCGAGUCUCCACCAAGGCGCCCAACAAGAAGGUUUCGGCUAGCACCACACGCAAACCGGCCACACGUCGACCCAACACCACAACACGACGUCCCAGCUCCAAGAAGCCAACGAAACGUGUGACCACCACUGCGCGACCAGCUAACGAUGAAAUUGUCGAUGAGGAGGACGAGGAGGACGUUAAUCCGAGUCCGCAUGAGAACGAGAUCGAGCAAGAGACGCUCAGCUCGUACGGUGGUGCCAACGGACGCAAAAUACAAUGCGGCGUUCGUCCUCAUGUUAAAUCGGGUCGCAUUGUCGGCGGCAAAGGCUCCACAUUCGGCGCCUUUCCCUGGCAGGUUCUAGUACGCGAAUCCACCUGGCUGGGACUCUUUACCAAGAACAAAUGCGGCGGCGUUUUAAUCACGAGUCGCUACGUCAUCACCGCUGCUCAUUGCCAGCCCGGUUUCUUGGCCUCUUUGGUUGCUGUCAUGGGUGAGUUCGAUAUCUCCGGUGAUCUGGAGAGCAAACGUCCCAUUACGAAGAAUGUGAAGCGCGUCAUUGUGCAUCGUCAAUACGAUCCGGCCACGUUCGAAAACGAUCUGGCGCUGCUCGAAAUGGACAGUCCCGUGCAGUUUGAUACGCAUAUAGUUCCAAUUUGCAUGCCCAACGAUCAGGCAGACUUCACAGGUCGCAUGGCAACAGUGACUGGUUGGGGUCGACUCAAGUACGGCGGCGGUGUGCCCUCAGUGCUGCAGGAGGUGCAGGUGCCAAUAAUUGAGAACAGCGUCUGCCAGGAGAUGUUCCACACGGCUGGGCACAACAAGAAGAUACUUAGCUCCUUCCUGUGUGCGGGCUAUGCCAAUGGGCAGAAGGAUUCGUGCGAGGGUGACAGCGGCGGUCCUUUGGUGUUGCAGCGUCCCGAUGGACGUUACGAGCUGGCUGGCACUGUAUCGCAUGGCAUCAAGUGCGCGGCGCCGUAUCUGCCGGGCGUCUAUAUGCGUACCACAUUCUAUAAGCCUUGGCUACGCAGCAUAACGGGCGUUAAAUAA
This is a messenger RNA of Drosophila hydei, 5058 nucleotides long. It is a transcript of the gene flz, whose product is annotated as serine protease lint. Gene Ontology annotation, molecular function: serine-type endopeptidase activity. The record is from RefSeq and is a predicted model, not a curated record. Gene Ontology annotation, biological process: proteolysis. Lineage: Eukaryota; Metazoa; Arthropoda; Insecta; Diptera; Drosophilidae. Bases 1 to 5058 code for a protein of 1685 amino acids. The transcript is spliced from 8 exons.